AUGGAUGCAUUAAUAUUAAAUGCUGGACAUUCGCAACUGGAAGAACAGCUAAAAAUCGCAGCAGCUUGCGGUGUCGCGGAACGACAACAUGGAUCCAAAUCUGAUGAUAUUACCGCGGUGAUAGCAACAGAAGAUAACGAUGA
Molecule: messenger RNA, 143 nt
Organism: Acanthocheilonema viteae
Lineage: Eukaryota; Metazoa; Nematoda; Chromadorea; Rhabditida; Onchocercidae
Source: the annotation of a GenBank genome assembly